Humulus lupulus (European hop) is the source of this 1335-nucleotide messenger RNA. RefSeq lists its product as uncharacterized. NCBI's taxonomy places the organism in Eukaryota, Viridiplantae, Streptophyta, Magnoliopsida, Rosales, Cannabaceae. The record is from RefSeq and is a predicted model, not a curated record. The transcript has a single exon. Bases 162 to 1163 code for a protein of 333 amino acids.
UUCAAUGCCACGUAAUGAAUAAAUGUAAUUCCCAGAAAAGAUUAGGGGUAUUUUAGACAAAUCACCGAAUCCACAUCCUAAGUCUUCUGACUUGUCAUAACCCUCCCAAACUCUCCAAUCUGCUUAGUUUCAUUUUCGUCCUCUUUCCAUCGAGAAUUAAAAUGGACAGAGAACAACACGAGCUUCAGUUUCUCGGUUUCUUUGGAAUCUUCAAAGAAUCGUAUAAGAUCGUCCUCAAAUGGCGGAAAAUCUUCAGCCAAAUCACUCUAGCCCUAAUUCUCCCUCUCUCCUCCAUCUUCCUUGCCCAUUUCCAGGUCUCUCAAAUCCUCUUCUUCAAAAUCCUCAACAACGAGGACCGACUCAACGACACCGACGUCAACAAUCAAGAGCACUCCAAGCUUAAACAUGCCAUCUCCUCCCAAUGGACCGGAUUCUGGCUCUUCAAGGUCGCCUACUUCACCUUCUCCCUCGUCCUCCUCCUCCUCUCCACCGCCGCCGUCGUCUACACCAUCGCCUCCAUCUACACCGGCAGAUCUAUCUCCUUCAAGAAGGUUAUGAGCGUCGUGCCUAGGGUUUGGAAGAGACUCAUGGUCACUUUCCUCUGGAGCUUCGCGAUCGUCCUCGUUUACAAUGUUCUCGCAAUCGGAUUACUCGUCGUGUUGGCUCUCUUGACGGGGUUUUCUCCGGUUGGAAUCGUCUUCAUAAUCUUAUUCCUGAUCCUUUAUAUCGCUGGAGUGGUGUAUAUUGGCAUAAUUUGGCAUUUGGCUUCGGUGGUUUCGGUUUUGGAAGAGGUCUACGGGAUCAAAGCCAUGAAGAAGAGUCGGAUUCUGAUAAAGGGGAAAACGGGAGUCGCCGUGGCCUAUUUCCUGAUUCUCGGAUUCAUCUUCGCCGGAGUCGAAUUGCUGUUUGAGCAGUUCGUAGUGUUCGAUUUCGCUAACAGUUUGGCUGUACGGAUUGGGGUUGGAAUCCUCUGCUUCUUGCUACUGUUCAAGCUGAUUCUCUUUGGUCUUGUGAUCCAAACCCUUAUUUACUUGGUCUGCAAAUCUUUUCACCAUGAGAAUAUUGAUAAGCCAACAUUGUCGGAUCAUCUCGAGGGGUACCAUGGUCAUUAUGUUCAGCUCAAAUCUUCUAGGGAUGUCCAAUUAGGGGAACUUCAUGUUUAGUUCAACCCUUUUUGUCUUAAUUAUCUUCUCAAAAAAUAAUGUCAUCAAUUCGAAAGGAUGUGUAUAAGUUAAACGAACAUUGUUGUUUAGCUGUAGAGUUUGUUAUGGGACAAAUUAUGUGUGAUUUUCUUGCUUAAAUUAAAUAUAGUAUAUAUCAAGUUUUGGGGGAUUA